UGGAACUGCCCUGUCGCAACCAUUCGAAUCUCCAAUACCCCUACCUUCCCCUCCUUUCCCCGCUCUUCCCCGCUGCAGUAUCGACAGCGAUACUUCGAGUACAUUCUCACUUCAUCUUUCUGUUCAGGCUUCUAUCAAAACUAAUCUCUCUCUUACACGACCUUCGUGAUGUCUUCAUAUCCUGCCGAGAAGCCCGAUUGGUGCAACCUCGAAGUUAUCCAUCGAAACACACUACCCCCAAGGUCUUCAUUUUUCAAUCACCACACCCUUUCUGCAGCUCUAUCAUACAAACCAACAGAACUUGAGGCAAUAUAUCUUAAUGGUCUUUGGAAGUUUCAUCACGCAAACUCUCCAUAUGAAGCACCUGAAGAUUUCACUUCCUCGGGUUACGAUGUAUCUCAAUGGAGCGAUAUCCAGGUUCCAUCCAUGUGGCAGAUGGCAGGUUUUGGAAAACCAAGCUACUCAAAUGUAGCAUAUCCUUUCCCGGUUGAUCCCCCCUUCGGUAAGUCACUUUACGUAUUAAAGUAUUGUCACUGAAAUGUGACCAGUUCCGUACGACAACAACCAGACAGGAAGUUACGUGAAAAAGUUCUUCGUUCCUAAACAUUUCUUUGGUCAACAGAUUCGAGUUCGAUUUGAGGGCGUCGAUUCUUCAUUUCAUUGUUGGUUGAAUGGAAAAGAGGUUGGCUAUUCUCAAGGAGCUAGAAACCCUACUGAAUUUGAUAUCACCCAAUUUGUGAAGGAAGGGGAAGAAAACACGAUUUGUGUCAGGGUAUACCAAUUUUGCGAUGGUAGCUAUAUCGAAGAUCAAGGUGAGGCAUUCGGAAAACGAACGGAACUGUCGCUUGCUAAAAGAAAAAAUAAUAGAUCAAUGGUGGUUGUCUGGCAUUUUUCGCGAUGUUUACCUUUUGGCUUUCCCUCAAUCACACAUUCAAGACGUUCACGUCAUGACCACCGUUUCUGAUGAUUUCAACAGUGCUGUACUUGAUGUCAAUGUCACGGUAGAAGGGCAAGGGGAUGUUGAGCUCACACUGCACAAUUCUGAUAAGGAAACCGUUUUACUCCAAGAAACUACACCCUUCAAAUCUGAUGAUAAAUGCGUCAAGUUCUCUAUUCCAUUCAAGAACCCGAAAUUAUGGACAGCUGAAACCCCGAAUCUUUACCAUUUAGUCUUAAAGCUGGGAGGCCAGUUCAUCGCCCAGAAAAUUGGGUUCCGGAGAGUAGAGAUUAAAAAAGGUAUCAUCCUGGUCAAUGGAAAAAGAGUUGUAUUUCGAGGUGUCAACCGACACGAACAUCAUCCCACAAAGGGGAGAUCAGUUCCUUACGAGUUCCUACGACAAGACCUAUUGCUCAUGAAGACACACAAUAUCAACGCUAUCCGGACCUCUCAUCAACCGAAUGAUACUCGCUUGUACGAUCUUGCGGAUGAAUUGGGGUUAUGGGUUAUGGACGAGGCAGACCUAGAGUGCCACGGCUUCGACAUAAUCCACGAAAGGGCUUUGCCAGAAGAGGAACAAGCCAUGAGGUUCGAAGACAAGAAACUCAUUACCUACGGCCGAGCCGGUAAAUGGAUUUCCGACGAUCUAGAGUGGGAGGAGGCGUAUGUUGACAGGGCAAGGCAAUUGGUUCAUAGGGACAAAAAUCAUGCUUCGGUCGUGCUGUGGUCCCUCGGCAACGAAGGUAUGUGCUUAUCAUGUUUUUCUUGCUCUUUCUGUAUCCUUUGAGGGGUCGAGAUGCUCUAAAACAGUAUUUCGUUCUUGUCAAUUUGUUUUGAUUUUCUCAAAUGCCACUGAGAAUGGUAAUGCUGACUCCAAGGCCUCUCACAGCAUUCUACGGAAGAAACUUUCAAGCCAUGUAUGACUGGAUUCAGACUUGCGAUAAAACUCGACCAGUACACUACGAAGGAGAUUUUGAAUCGCAAACGACAGAUAUGCAUUCCAAAAUGUACCCGACUUUGAAUGAGAUGGUCAAAUUUGCUGAGGAUUUCAAAGACGAUAAACCAUUGCUCUUGUGUGAGUACAUACACGCGAUGGGUAACGGACCAGGAAAUAUCAAAGAGUAUAUUGACCUCUUUUACAAAUACCAAUGUCUUCAAGGCGGUUGGGCCUGGGAAUGGGCAAACCACGGUCUGAGGACCAAAAACUCUGAAGGGGAGGAUUAUUAUGCCUACGGUGGAGAUUUUGGCGAGGUGGGUGAAUUCAACUUGUUUCCCUUCCAUUUGGUUAAUGGACCAUCACUGCAAGUGGUAAUACUAACUUCCACAUGUUCGACAGUAUCCACACGAUUCAAACUUUGGUAUGAUUCUUUUCUUUCGAUUCUUUUGCUCCGGUGCCUAUUUUAGUCGUCCCAUAGAGAGUUCCUGGAUAUUUUAAGCGAGGAUGUAAAUACUAAUCAUCGCAGUGAUGGAUGGCCUUGUCGAUUCACAGCACAGACCUGGACCGGGCCUUAUCGAAUACAAAAAGGCGAUCGAACCAGUGCAAUUUGUGGAAGGCACGCUCCAGAAGGUCAAGAUCAUUAACCGCUAUGAUUUUAUCAACCUCGAUCAUUUGAGGUGUUCAGCCAAGGUCGUUGGCGACGGCUACAGCUCAACAGAAACAGCCAUAACGAUACCGGAUGUGCUUCCCGGUCAAACGGCAGAUCUGGAAAUCCCAUCUCUGGCCUUAGGGAAUACACCUGACGAACUCUUCCUUGAGCUGAGCUUCUCGUUAAAGGUUGGUACAACGUGGGCAGAAGCAGGUCACGAAAUUGCCUGGCUUCAACUUCCAGUGAAAGUAGAAAAGGCAAAGCAAGCAGAGGAAACUAAGAGCAGCUCUAAAGUGAGCAUCAUUAAAACGUCCCCAACAGUUCUUGAAGUCAAGGGACAAGAUACAGUUUGGAAGUUUGAUCUUGUCAAAGGAGGACUUAUAUCAUGGUUAAAAUCUUCAAAGGAGAUUCUCCAUACUGGGCCGCAACUCUCACUCUUUCGCGCCCUGAUUGACAACGACAAGACCGAUGGCAAAAACUGGAUUGCCAAGGAGGUACCCUACGCGAAGCCACAUACACGCUCAGUUACUUGGAAUUCGGACUCCGAUGCCGGCACAGUAACUAUCAAGUGUGUGCAACGCGUCGCCCCACCGGUUCUGGAAUGGUCUAUCGAUGCUGUAACAACCUAUACAUUUCACAACUCCUAUGUCACUGUUCACAUAACAGGAAGCCCCCAAGGCAUCAAUCUGCCACUCACAUUGCCUAGAAUUGGGCUUGAAUUAUCUCUUACCUCAGAUUUCAAUAAAACAACCUGGUAUGGACGUGGACCCAGCGAGAGUUACAAAGACAAGAAGCUCUCUCAGAAAUUCAGCAAUUACUCCGCUGCAAUCGAUGAUCUAGCGCCGGAAUAUGAAUAUCCACAGGAAUCUGGAAACCACACCGAGACUCGGUGGGUGAGAUUUGAUGGUUCAACUAGCCUUACCGCCAAGUUUCUCGAUUUGCCAGAUGGAUUUGACUUCCAGGCUUCUCAUUAUAAUGUUAUGGACGUGAAUAAAUCGAGACAUCCUUAUGAGAUGAGGACAUUUAAGAAGGAAGAGGUGAUUGUGAGAUUAGACAUAGAUCAUCACGGCUUGGGCUCGGAUAGUUGCGGUAUGCCAUCCCGAUAUUCCUUGUAACAAUUGGGUGACCAUGCUAAUAUUGUACUUAUUUCCAAUGUAGGACCAAAAACUCUGCCCGAAUACGCACUCGAAACUCGGGACUUCGAAUUCACCGUCUUGUUGAAGUAAGCUUGCUAUACGAUGAUCACAUGCAUUGCAGGUUUAGGUUCCACAUACAAAGCAUCUAGUGCAAAACUGUUGUUGAUUUCCUCGGUCCAGCCAUCUCUUAUAGUCAAUUACUGUCUCCAUCUUCAAUAUUUGCACUUCCCAGAUGAUUCGUAAUUCCUCCACAAGGAAGUAUGUCUUUUUGUGCUGUGUAUGAAUACCAGCAGGAGAUCCAACCGUAAACUAUCCCGAGGUUAUCUCCCACAACCGAAAUGCUACUCUGUACAUCUAUCUCCUCUAAAGUCUGUUGCGGCGGAGACAUGUCAUUCUGCUUCUCAGAGGGAGGAAGGUGCCAUGAGGCAUCAAGGGCGUGCCAAUAAGCAGAUACACCGAACUCAAAGGAACAACCAAAUCGCCAUGGAAGUCUUUAUGAAGACCAUAGAACUCCCGAUUCGUUAGACCAAUACACAGAGAAUCGAGUGGAUCGAGGUAGCUGAGUACAAUACAAAGGACUUCAGUGGGUAGCUUGAUGAUGUGACAAGCCUCUGCUGCGAUAUUGGAGCUUUAAUUAGUAAGCGGAUAUUUCAAGAGGCAUAUUGUAAGAACGAUUUGGGGCGAAUGGGAGUUGGUGGAGUGGUUGCCAGAAAACCUGCUAAACUUUGACAGAAGCUGGUUGGGUGGUCUCUCUGACGCUGGCUUGAGAAUGCGUCUCUUCAGCCUGGGAUUGAUCCAUGGCUAAUGGCUUUGCGGGUAUUGAUGAUUUCCUUUGUGGUAAACGUGGGAAGGUUUGUUGUUGGUAUUGUGUGGGGCUGAAUGGGAAGCUGUUUGAGAUAAUAUAUGCAGCUGUCGGAUUUCAUCACCUGGUGAAUUCACUGUUUUGCAACAAAAAGCACUCUAACUACGCAAUGGCUUGCGCUUCCAUCGUACCUCCAGGUAUGUCACGUGCGCGUAAACAAAAGCAAUCAGCAGUAACAAAAGCACAAGCGAGAACAAAAU
This is a messenger RNA of Hymenoscyphus albidus, 4721 nucleotides long. NCBI's taxonomy places the organism in Eukaryota, Fungi, Ascomycota, Leotiomycetes, Helotiales, Helotiaceae. The record is from the annotation of a GenBank genome assembly.